Molecule: messenger RNA, 1185 nt
Organism: Aplysia californica (California sea hare)
Lineage: Eukaryota; Metazoa; Mollusca; Gastropoda; Aplysiida; Aplysiidae
Exons: 4
Coding region: 410-910 (166 amino acids)
Molecular function (GO): actin binding
Source: RefSeq, a predicted model, not a curated record
ACACAUGUAUACACACACACACAUACACAUCUAGAACUGUCUGUGGGUGUUGCAGGCCUGUGUUAAAAGGAAAUACAAAUUCAGGAAAAAGAUGCAGUGUACCGAUAUUCCUUCUCGUUAAGAGCCCUGAUGAAAAUUUCGACUGAAUGAGAAAAAAAAUAAAAAAAAUAACGUAGCAAAUUGAGUCAGAAAGUGUCAUAAACAGAUUCAUAAUUUCCUCUCCCGAAAUUUAUUACUGGACUGACUCUCAGUCACGUUGCUGAACACUCUGAAACGUAAUUGCUGACCCAGCUGAAGCAUUCACGCAAUAAUCAGUGACGUCAGGCUUACGUAGUCCGCACCACUCAAGACCCACCACCGGGACAGUCCCUGCCUGUAACAGAUAGAACAGAGUGCCCGUGACGUCACAAUGUCCUGGGAAGACUUCAUCUCCCACGUCCUGGCGACCACCAGCAAAGUGGACAAGAUGGUCAUCUACGAUCUGAAGGGGCGGCCGGUGGCUGUCACGGAGGACAUGGAGACAUCCCAGUCCGAGGGCCUGGCACUAGUCAACUGUCUACUGGACCCCGCCAAGACCCUGACCAAACUACACAUCGGUGACGACAUCUUCAUCUGUAUACAAGGCAUUGGCCACACUUUCAUCGGGACAAGCGUACGCAACCACUCCAUGGUGAUCGUAGCUCACAAAGACAGCGAUCACGUGGUCGUAGUGAUUGGCCAUUCAGCGGGCAGAGGUUCCUUCAUCUUUGAACUCAAGCGGGGUUUGAGCCUGAAGGCUCAGGGACAGCUGCUCAGCCAACAGCAGCAGCAGCAGCAGCAACAGCUUUUGCCGAUAGACUCUGAAAUUGAUGUAGUCAUAGGGGGUGCCGCAGCUAGUCCUGAGAGUGUUCUGGUGGAUCUGAUGUCUUAGUUCUGUUCUUCAAUUUGUCUUGUGUGGGUUGACAAGUUUUUCGAUUGCUGAAGUACUUGAGUAAUAACUGACAAGUGAUUCCAUUGGUCGAGUACUUUAGUAAUGACCGGCAAGUGAUUCUGUUCUGCGCUAAGUACUGAUCGGCACAAUCUUAGAUUGCGCUGCAGGUUUUAACGAUCGUACAAUUAAAUGCACGGCAAUCUGAAGUUUGCGUUAAAUUUUUUAAAUAAUUUUUUUUUCAAUUCACUUCCAUCUUUAUUCUUUUACUCACAUCA